This is a messenger RNA of Linum trigynum, 3466 nucleotides long. NCBI's taxonomy places the organism in Eukaryota, Viridiplantae, Streptophyta, Magnoliopsida, Malpighiales, Linaceae. The record is from the annotation of a GenBank genome assembly.
CGACGGCGUCCCACCAAAUUUGAUCAGUUGAUGUUGACGAACAAAAAGACGUUUGGUUGCAGCAAUCAGCUAAGCCUGAACGCCAUUUCUACACUUCCCACUUCAGCGGACAGCGACAGCGACAGCGAGGAAGCUCUACACUAAGCGCUGAUUUGGAGAACGAUACACCAAGCGCAAGAAUUUCGGAAGUGAAACUGGGCAGUUAAGAAUUGGAGGUAAGUUUGUCUUUUUGAACAUGGCACAUAAAAGCUUUUGGGAGUUUGGAAAAGCUCUCCUGUAGUUUUGGCGAGUUUAGCAGCUUGGUUUUGGAGUUUAACUUCAGUCAAGUCAAUUUCCUGAAAAUUCCGUGUAUUUUCAGGUUCCCAGACUAGGGUUAGGAUGUGUCGGGCUUUCUGGGUUGCUAAACGAUCCCCUUAUCCACGAAGACGGAUGUUAAUUUCUGAAGAACGCUUUCCAUAAAGGUGUGACCUCCUUUGAUACAUCGGAUGACUACGGACGUAAUCAUGAUGAUGAAAUCAUGUUGGGGAAGGUAGUCAAAAAAGAAACUGAAUCCAAUGCUCUUCUUCAGAUGUUGAUGGAUUGAGUUUAUCUACUUGACAUGAAAUUUUUGAGCUAUCAGAUUGAUUGUGUUUGUUGGUAUCAUUUGUCAGGCUCUAAAGGAGCUUCCCAGGGAUCAAGUUCAAUUAGAAACAAAAUUCGGAAUCAUUGUAGGUGAAGAGAAGCUGUUUGAGGUAAAGGGUAGUCCUGACUAUGUGGGUGAAUGCUGUGAAGCUAGCCUUGACCGACUUGGAGGGGACACGUCAUCUCUAUAACCAGCAUCGUAUUGAUAAUUCUGUUCCCAUGGAGGAUGCUGUAAAGUUUCGAAACACCUAAGGGUCCCUUUCUUGUUUUGCUUGUAAGGCUUAGUUGCAGCACUGAACUUUGUCUCGGUAUGUAAUUUUUUUUUUUUUGGUGAUUUGAGAUUAGAUAGAGGAGAUGAAGAAGCUGUGAAUGAAGGUAAGGUGAAGUACAUUGGACUGUCCGAAGCAAGCACUGACAGGACCAGGAAUGCUCAUGCUGUUCAUCCCAUUACAGCAGUACAUAUGCAAUACUCAUCACGGAGCAGAGAGAUUGAACAAGUGAUAAAUCCUCUCUGCCAGUAUAUAUGUUCUCAAUCCGCGUCUAGCUUAGUCAUUUCACUUGUGUUCAUGCUUCCGGUUCUGGCCUUGAACUUGGUGGAAGAGUCUAGUUGAAUUGAGUAAGUGAAAUUCCCAAUUCUUUGCCUUAACAUUCUUCUUAUUCAGCUUCUCUUUUUAAAUUUGAUAGUGAACUUGGAAUUGGUAUACUGAGUUAUAGUUCUCUUGGAGUCUUGGUGAUGGAUUAUUUGCUGGAAAAGCAGUUGUGGAGAGCCUGCCCAGUGGGAGUUUUUUUUGGUAAGUCGGCUGUUUUGCAUGAUUCGAAACUAAUGUUAUGGCAAGACAUGUCUUUCAAACUAUGUCCCAGUAAAUAGUUUGUUGACCGAGUCUGAACCAAUUAAUUAAUCUUGUGUUUUUGUGAGUUGUCUUGAUGUAAGCCACUUGGAAUUUUCCUCCUUUUGCCGUCCAAGGUAUAUUUGAACUGCUUUUGGGUGCUUUAUUCUGCCGUCCUCAUCUGUAAUAAGACGAAUAAAUGUUCACUGUCAGGUGAAUUUGAUCCUUCCAAAGAGGUCCAUGGCAGGAACCGGCCCUCCUUUUCAAAUUCAGAAAAAAGGAACACGAGACCAUGCUAACUAGUACUUAUAAUGCUACUCAGUAGCUCCCUUCACAAAAAUACAGAUCAAAAACUGAUCUAAGUAUUAUCACUCCAAAACUAUUAUUGCUUUUCUCUGCAGAAUGGAGAAAUCACAGCAGACUCAAAUUCCAAAAGUCAAACUCGGCAAUCAGGGAUUAGAGGUGUCAAGGCUAGGAUUCGGAUGCGCAUCUCUUGCUGGAACAAAGAGUGCUCCUCUUAGUCACGAAGAAGCUUGCUCUCUGAUUGCCCAUGCUGUCAAAAGUGGUAUCACUUUCAUUGACACAUCCGAUCUCUAUGGCAACGAUCAUGAAAGCGAAAUCAUGGUUGGCAAGGCUCUGAAGCAGUUCCCUCGACAAGAGAUUCAGCUGGCAACUAAAUUUGGACUCUACAUAACCGAGGCUGGUGAGUUUAGAGUCGAUGGGAGGCCUGAGUAUGUACGAAAAUGCUGUGAAGCUAGCCUCGCCCGACUUGGAGUAGACUGCAUCGAUCUGUACUAUCAGCACCGUGUAGAUCAAUCAGUCCCCAUAGAAGACACUAUGGAGGAGCUGAAGAAGCUUGUGAAUGAAGGAAAGAUCAAAUACAUAGGGCUGUCCGAACCCAGUCCAGACACGAUCAGGAGAGCCCAUGCGGUUCAUCCCAUCUCUGCCUUGCAAAUGCAGUAUUCCCUUUGGUCCCGUGACAUUGAACAAGAAAUCAUCCCUCUUUGCAGAGAACUUGGAAUUGGAUUAGUUGCUUAUAGUCCGCUUGGCGUUGGAUUCUUUGCUGGAAAAGGAGUUGUUGAAACCUUUCCUGACGACAGUGAGUCGCAUGUGUAUCAUCCUAGGUUUGCAGCUGAGAAUGUACAUAAGAACAAGGUCUUGUACACACGAGUGGCCAACCUGGCUACAAAGCAUGGAUGCACUCCUCCUCAACUAGCACUUGCAUGGCUUCUACAUCAAGGAAUUGACAUAAUCCCACUCCCUGGCACCACUAAAGUGAAAAAUCUGGACAACAACCUUGGAUCGUUGGCCUUGACGCUUACUGAAGAAGAUGUAGAAGAAAUUUCUGAUGCUGUUCCCAUUGAUGAAGUCAGUGGAGCGGCGACCUAUGCUGUGGUAGCUGAAUACGCAUGGAAGCUUGCGGAUACCCCAUCUAAGCAAUAAUCUUUCAGGAAAUGCCUUUCCGCACUUGUAUUUUCUAUUCCUGACUGUUCAUGAAAGAGCAAUUUGGUUAUCUUUUCUUGCAUACGAAGACAAUGGAACUAAAUUGAAGGUUGUUUUUUUUAGUUGGAAAGCAUCAGGUCUCACUAUUUACUUUGAAGGUGUAUCAUGAUGGUAAACAAAGACAGAUCUUUGUAACUCGAUGUGCUAUACUCCUAACAUGAGACAUUCUCCAGUGUCUUUUGACAUCAAAUCAAGAGUAAGAGUGAGGAAUUCAAUAUAUACUACCAUAGUACUACCAUCAACCCUGCAUAUCUACAAUUUGAUGCACUAAUGCACAACAUUCUCCGAUCCAGCAUAAUCAAUAAUCCCCGCAAAACAACUUGAACAUGUGUUUUUUAGUCUUGAUCAAACAUUUUCAAAUCCGGUUUGAGCAUAAAUUCGAUAUAGAGGCUCUAGUGAUCGGUGAGUUGUUUCCGAGAUAGUGGAUAUGCCAACUGGAAGGGAUGUGAAGUCAAUUGUGCUAGAUCAAUAGUUUUAAAUUGAUUGUGAUUUCGUAGUAAAGUUUUAGGUUGUUC